GGCGAUGGGAAAUACCACCAGGCGGCGUAGGGUCGUAUGAUCGACCUUGCGACUUCUAUGGUUGUCGCAGCAGCUAGUAGCAGCCGAAAGCGCCGAAGCUACUAAACCGAAGUCCACAGGGCCGCUCAGGUCUUUAUCGGUGCGCUGCUGCAGCUUCAACGAUUUGUGACUUCUUUGGAGAGUGAUGCGUGUAUGUUGAUUUGCGAUCUGUUCUCGCGCACGGUGAAGUUUUGCAACAGCCAUGCACUCUUCUGUGGGGAGAAUCGUCUCCGAUGUCUUCAAUGGACACAAGAGAUGCAUCUUCGCAGUUAUCAGCAAGCGAAAUGCCUCAGAAGCGACCUUCCAAACCAAGCCAUACAAGCUACACAAGUUGGAUAAAGGACCAUCAACAGAUGUCACUUGCACAAGGGAGGAUGGACUGAAGUUUUACAAGCAGAUGUUUGCAAUUCGUCGCUUGGAAGCGGCAGCCAACAGCUUGUACAAAUCGAAAAUCAUCAGAGGGUUUUGCCACCUCUAUUCUGGCCAGGAAGCCUGUGCUGUAGGUAUGGAGGCAGUCCUCGAGAAGGGGGACAGUGUCAUAACAGCGUACCGUGCACACGGCUGGGCUUACCUGCGAGGCGUGAGCAUACCUGGCGUCCUCUGCGAACUAACUGGACGAGAACCUGGCUGCUCAAGAGGCAAAGGAGGCUCGAUGCAUGUUUACUGUCCUGACUUUUAUGGCGGGAACGGCAUUGUUGGUGCACAGGUCCCACUGGGAGCUGGGAUUGCGCUGGCCCACAAGUACCUUGGCACGGACCGAGUCUGCUUGGCGCUGUACGGGGAUGGCGCAGCCAACCAGGGACAGGUCUUUGAGGCCUACAACAUGGCUAAGCUAUGGGACUUGCCCUGUAUUUUCGUCUGUGAGAACAAUGGCUUUGCCAUGGGAACGAGUGCCCAGAGAGGUGCUGCCUCUACUGACUAUUUCACUCGUGGUGACUACAUCCCAGGCAUCUGGGUGGAUGGCAUGGAUGUGCUAGCUGUGCGGGAGGCCACCAGAUUUGCUGUAGACAUGUGCCGCAAGGGCAAGGGACCCUUGGUCAUGGAGGUGGAAACUUACCGGUACUAUGGUCACAGCAUGAGUGAUCCUGGCACAAGUUAUCGUACGCGAGAAGAAGUGCAGGAAGUGAGGCAAACAAGGGACCCCAUCACACACUUCAAGGACAAGCUCAUCAGCACACAGUUGGUUACAAGCGAUGAGUUAAAGAAAGUGGAGUCCGAGAUAAAGGCUGAAGUGGAUGCAGCAACAGAAAUGUCAAAGACCAGCAAGGAAGUUCCGCUUGAAGAACUGUAUGCAGACAUCUAUUUCAAUCCGUUGCGCACAAACAUUCGUGGAACGACCCCCUUCACGGAGCACAAACACCUUCGGCUGACCCAGCCAUUCAACUACAAGUGACAAUACCAUGAGUAGUAACGAUUCUCUAGGGUUUUAUUUAUUGCCCCGGACUUUUUCUUUAAGCCUUGCCAUAUUAACUUCCCACUUUCUGAAAGUGUACUUUUUUCCAUUUCUGUUUUUAAAAUUUUCUUGUCUUUACACAUUUGCACAUUAGCUUCAUGCUUUACCGCUUCUCUUCAUUUUCGUUCAUUUGAAGGAAGCGCUUCCUACGCAGUCAUUAAAAGCAUGCGUCUGUUCAGAAAACAUUUUAAUUGGUUGUUUUGGCAAGGAAAAAACUAAAUAAUUGCAAACAUUGGUGCAAAAAAUAAAUAGGCUGUCCCCUUGCACUCUUGCUGUGGUUUCAUUCCACCUUAUCUAGCUACUUGUGUCGAUCAUGUUGGUACCUUGAUGGCUCAGUGGCUGUGCCAUCGUGUCACAUCAUGCCACGAGGUCACGAGUUCGGUUCCCGAAUGGGGUGGCCGCCGCAUUCUGUUAGUGCAUUGCAGAAAAAUUUGUGUACUGUGCUUCGGGUGCACUUUACAGUAAUCCAGGUUAUCGAAAUUAGUCCUCAUCCUCCCACUAUGGCAUCUUGUGUCUCGUGUGUUGCUUUGGGAUGUUAAACACAAUCAAGCAAUCAACUAAUCAAUCAGUCAAUCAUGUUGAUAUGUGUAGGUUAUUGUAGUUAGAGAUGUCCAUGAGUACAAGCACUUGCGGCUCUAGCUAUGAUGUAAUUUUUGUGCUGUCGGCAAUGGCUUCAUUAGCUUCCUUUAACUUUUGGUGUCAUAAAGCAAUGUUCUAUUAUUCACGGAUGCAGCUUUGUGGUAAUGAUGACCGAGGUAUUUUUGACAACUGCCUUCUAUCGUGGUUCUUAAUGUUGAGAUGUGUGGCUUGAAGUGAUUUGUCCUUUAUCAGGCAGACCAGAACAUUUUGCCAAAGGUCAUUGCUCAUACAUGAUCCUUUCUGCUAUAAGAGAAAUGAAAAUGUUAAAAAAAUGUUAUACAUGAGUGGCUCAAGAUCAGACCUUCUUUCUUUUUUCACAGGCUUUGCUCUUGCCUAUGAAUGAUCACUCAUUCUUUUUAAGGGUUCACCUGGCGCUACCAUAGACAUUGUGAGGCCGAUCGGGCACCAUGUUCUGGCUCAACUAAAAUGAAUUACUUGUACGGCACUUACAUAAGAGGCUUCUUUGUGUUAUUGUUUUCAAUAGUACUAUUUUUGGCGAUGCAGGCUUAGUUGAAACAAUGUGAUGUCAUAGCAGCUAGUGUUCCAGUGUAGACAGCUACUGAAAACGACAAAUGGUACAUAGCAUGUGCAGCCUAAUGUGCUCAAAGAAUUGAAACAUUCGGGAAAGAAAGUUGGUGUGAGGUGUGAAAUGUCAUAUUGAGGGACACGUAAGAUAUUGCACAGCCCUCAUUGUGUAGGAAUUUCAAGAAUGCGCAAGCUUUCUAUAAUUGUGCAUCAAAUAAUGCUUUCACAUCGUGCUGUUCUGCUCACUAUAUGUCUAGAUAAAAACAGCCUUCACAUGAGGUCACCUUUAUUCCUAGCCUAAAACUGCGGAUAAGAACAUAUCUAUUUAAGCAAGUUGAGUACAGUACACCAACUUCCUUUGGCAUUGUUGUUGUUCUGCAAGUUUUUCUACAUAGCAAGUUGUUUCUUCUGCAGGUUGUACAUAGUUGAUGCCCAUGCUUUCGUAGGCCAUUAGAAAGAGCUGGUACUGUGAAUGCUUCCGAAAAAACCAACCUUUCCUUGAAGGAGCAAAAGCACGAAGCCACGUUGAAGCAGAUGAUUUUUUUGAGAGGGGUAAGACAUUUUAUUUCUGCCAAAAAAAUGGUUAUCUUUCGGAAGAGCUGCUCCACGUACAUUGGAAAGCUUUAGCCAAGCGUAAUCGCUGAUAUUCAUGUUGUGCAGCUAUUUGUUAUUCGCACCAAAGGUUGCGCCAUUUAUGCAAGGAAGCUCAGUGUGAAUGGCUUUCCUGGCUAAAGCACUGAAUUGUUCACCCUCAAAUGUUCUGCAUCGGGUGGCCUUUGAUAUAAAGUUUUGUUCAUUGCUACAUUUGGA
Messenger RNA from Dermacentor silvarum, 3466 nucleotides. RefSeq names its product probable pyruvate dehydrogenase E1 component subunit alpha, mitochondrial. Gene Ontology annotation, cellular component: intracellular membrane-bounded organelle. Gene Ontology annotation, molecular function: pyruvate dehydrogenase (acetyl-transferring) activity. Gene Ontology annotation, biological process: pyruvate decarboxylation to acetyl-CoA. The coding region runs from base 242 to 1432 and encodes 396 amino acids. Lineage: Eukaryota; Metazoa; Arthropoda; Arachnida; Ixodida; Ixodidae. The record is from RefSeq and is a predicted model, not a curated record. The transcript is spliced from 9 exons.